AUGUUGAAAAUGCCAUUACUGAAUAAAGCUCAUAAUAAUAAUGAUUAUGCAUUUUAUGCGAGCUUAAUAGUACAUACAUACUGUAGCGUGUUGAGGUGUGAUGAAUUAUUUCAGUUUUUUUUUAUGGUUCCUAGUACAAUCUUAACCCUAGCCAAAAUGUAUGGAACGUCAAAUCUUCUGAUUAGAAUGAAUUUACUAUUUAAAAUUCAUAUACUUUCUUCAAUUAUUUUAAUUUGUGAUACAUUACGUAUGCAGUUUCAUGAUAUGUACUGGAAAUCAUCAACGAUUCGUACAGAUACGGAUUUAUACCUAAUAAAUGUAUUUGGUUUUACUAACCAUACUCUGAUUUCUGAAGAACUUCGUUUGUAUACAUGGGAUUUUCGUUAUUCUAACAAGGAAUUUGAUAUAUUUUAA
Molecule: messenger RNA, 414 nt
Organism: Schistosoma bovis
Lineage: Eukaryota; Metazoa; Platyhelminthes; Trematoda; Strigeidida; Schistosomatidae
Source: the annotation of a GenBank genome assembly